AUGGCUUCUGCCACCAUAACAUUCCCAAUCGUCAUCACCACUGAGUCUCUAGACUCCCUCCUCUCUCACCAAACUCUGAUAAAUCAUUUCCAAUCUUCACUUCCCCCAGUCUCAGCUUCUCUAUGUUCCCCAAUCCGCCAAAGCUACGACGUUUCACCCUCUUCCUCUCUCCUCCUCAUGCCCUCUUGGUCCUCCUCCCCUUCUCUUCCCUACUUAGGCGUCAAGCUCGUGACCUACUUCCCACAAAAUUCCGCUCUAAACUUACCCGGGGUGUACGCAAGUUACGUGCUUUUCAGCUCCACAACUGGGCAAACCUUGGCCACCAUGGACGGCACCGCACUGACCCUUUACAGGACUUCUUGUGUUUCUGCCUUGGCUUCGAGGAUUUUGUCCAGAAACGACAGCCAAGUCCUGGUGAUGAUCGGUGCAGGUGCUUUGGCACCUCAUUUGAUCAGAGCCCAUCUCGUGGCAAGGCCCAGUUUGAAGAAAGUGAUCAUAUGGAACCGAACAGUGGAAAAGGCCAGAAAUUUGGCUGAGAAAAUGCAAGAAAGUGUGGCAUUUGAAGGGGUCUGUUUCGAGAGCAGUGGAUGCUUGGAUGAGGUGGUUGGGAUGGGGGACAUCGUCAGCUGCGCGACAAAUUCGGAGGUGCCUCUUGUGAAGGGGAAGACGCUGAAGGCAGGGGCGCACUUGGACUUGGUUGGAUCUUUCAAGCACUCAAUGAAGGAGUGUGAUGACGAGGCGAUAAGGAGAGGGAGAGUGUUUGUUGAUAAUGAGGCUGCGUUGGUGGAGGCAGGGGAGCUGGUGGGUGCGUUUGAGAGAGGGGUGAUUGGGAAGGCAGAUGUUUGUGGGAUGCUGGUGGAGUUGAUCAAGGGAGACAAGGCUGGGAGAAUAAGCUGUGAGGAGAUUACUGUGUUCAAGUCAGUCGGUUCUGCAGUUGUGGAUAUCCUUGCAGCACAAUUGGUCUAUGAAACCCACAUGCAGCAAAAUCAGUAA
This is a messenger RNA of Prunus armeniaca (apricot), 993 nucleotides long. The record is from the annotation of a GenBank genome assembly. NCBI's taxonomy places the organism in Eukaryota, Viridiplantae, Streptophyta, Magnoliopsida, Rosales, Rosaceae.